Molecule: messenger RNA, 972 nt
Organism: Phragmites australis (common reed)
Lineage: Eukaryota; Viridiplantae; Streptophyta; Magnoliopsida; Poales; Poaceae
Product: superoxide dismutase [Cu-Zn] 4A-like
Exons: 8
Coding region: 317-775 (152 amino acids)
Biological process (GO): removal of superoxide radicals
Molecular function (GO): copper ion binding; superoxide dismutase activity
Source: RefSeq, a predicted model, not a curated record
UCAGAUAGGAUUUUCCGUCCGGCUGCGGCUACAAAUCCAGCACACGCGCUUCGCCCCAGCCUCCAACUACCCCCCUCAGUCCAGUCCAGCCCAGCCCCGCUCGGGAACCUUCCAGAAGCGCAAGCCUCCCAAGGCCGUCGCCUUCCCAUCCCUUCCUCGCCGCCGGGGUCGCCUGAGGUACGCUACUUGACCAAAACCACCCCCCGAAUUAGUGGGUUUCCGAUCCCACGCGCUGCGCUGGCGUUUCGUACGGUUCAGUCUCCGGUUCCGCAGGAGCAAUUGUAGCUGGAUCUUAGAUCGGCGGAUCACAUAAACAAUGGUGAAGGCUGUUGCUGUGCUUGGUAGCAGCGAGGGUGUCAAGGGCACCAUCUACUUUGUCCAAGAGGGAGAUGGCCCCACCACUGUCACCGGAAGUGUCUCUGGUCUCAAGCCUGGCCUCCAUGGGUUCCAUGUGCAUGCACUUGGUGACACCACAAAUGGCUGCAUGUCAACUGGACCACAUUACAAUCCUGCGGGCAAGGAGCAUGGAGCACCAGAGGAUGAGAACCGCCAUGCCGGUGAUCUUGGAAAUGUGACAGCUGGAGCAGAUGGUGUUGCUAAUUUCAAUAUUGUCGACUGCCAGAUCCCACUGACUGGACCAAGCUCAAUCAUUGGCAGAGCUGUCGUUGUUCACGCUGAUCCUGAUGAUCUUGGAAAGGGUGGGCACGAGCUCAGCAAGAGCACUGGAAAUGCUGGUGGCCGAGUUGCUUGUGGGAUCAUUGGACUCCAGGGAUGAAAGUGCCGUCUCCGGCCAUCACCAACAGACCGAUCUGAGUUAUUCUGGAAUAAGUGCACCUGAUCCAUGAUCAGCGGUGUUUGUCGUUCGCACCUAUUGAACCUACCGAUGAACUUAACUCUGUUCAAUAUGCCGCUUGGCCUUCACCUGUGUUACAUGUUGCUCCGAGAACAUCCAAUCGAUAUGCUUUCUGGAAA